CAUUAGCAAUAAUGGAACAGCAACUGAUCUCAAACCCCUCAAGUUUCACCCUACCGUUUUCUAUUAAGUAAAGUUUUCUUGAGUUAAGUGUUGGUAGAUCAUUGGGUUGGUUUAUCAUUGGCAGUUGGAGUAAUAUGGAAUGACAAAUGGUUCCCCAUGGUUUCACUGUAAUUCGUUUUCCUUUAGGCAAUAUAUUGUCCAUUAGACCUCUCCAUUACUCCUAUGCUUCCUCCUUGCCAGUGUUGUGAUGG
Molecule: messenger RNA, 251 nt
Organism: Linum tenue
Lineage: Eukaryota; Viridiplantae; Streptophyta; Magnoliopsida; Malpighiales; Linaceae
Source: the annotation of a GenBank genome assembly